CGUAUGUUAUACCUAAACGCUACGGAAUAAUACAAACGUAUUUAAUGCAUUGUUUUCAUUUUUAUUUUUUGAUAUUAACUUUAAUAUUGUGGUGAAGCAAUCUAAUUGAAAUUUAUAUGAUUUUAAGUAAGCAAGAACUUUAAAUGUGAUAUAUUGUUAAUAAAGUAAUUUUAAUAUAACCAACACGAUGUAUGUAAGAUGCUGAAAAUGCUCUAAUAUUUAGCAAAAAUGUUUACGUUUUAAUUUAGCAAACGUUAUUUUAGCAAUUCCUCCCUAUGUGAUAUUGAUAUGGAUGAUGACUGUAAAGAUUAUAAAAAAAACAAGCCACAACAGAAGCUGUAUAAACCUGGUAGUGGGCCUUUAAGACGAUCUAGGUAUGGUAUGGAUGCAAAAAUGGAUUCUUAUGAAUUAGAUAACGGUCCGAAAGGAAGAGAACAUUGCCACUAUGGAUCUCAGCAUUCUGUAAAUGGUGAAGAUGUCAAUACUUCAAGUAGAGAUACUGCAAAUAUUCGACAUAGAAAGCCUGAACAACAACUGUAUGUACCAAGGUCAGAAUAUUCAAGUUUUGAUGUUGACAAAGAGCCAAAAUCAUCUUUAAAGUGUGAAAGUUCUAGUCAAUAUAGUAAUAGACGAAUGCCCACUAAACAAGAUAAUGGCUCUACUGGUGCAGGGUUUUAUCCUAGAAAUACCCCGGGGAAAGAUUUUCAUCAGAAGGAUAGCCCAAUUGAAACUUCUAAUAGAAACCAAAGGCAAGGGUCAGAAGCCAGAUCAAUAUCACCCACUCAUCAAAAUUUGGAGAGGAAUAGAGAUAGCAGAAGUAUGGAGACAUGGGCAGGACGCCACAAAUCAGGGUCCGGUGCUAAGCCUCCCUCUGGGCGAAGAAAUUCAGCUGGUUUUCCAACUGAUGCUAGAUCGAAGCAAAUAAUUAAUUUAGACAAUAUACCACCUAGGUUUAGAAAAAAGUAUAAUUUAGAGCCAUCAGGACAUCAAAGCUUUGAUAGUGUAGACCAGUUAAACAAAGACCGAUAUAUUCACAACAAUAUGACACAGUCUGCAUAUAAUCCAGGUCAAUUUAAUAGCUCUCACAAUACAAACUGGUCCCAAACUUUGCCUUCAAGAGGAAGAGGACGUUUAAGAGAUCAUGAACACUUUGAUAAGGAGAAGUUUGUAAAUUCAUAUUUACAGAAUUAUGAUGUUACAAAUUCAAGAAGAUCUACUCCCAGUAACUCAUUCAUCAACUUAUAUGAACCAAAUAUAAUAGAGAAUAAAAGUGUUUGCGAAAAAUCAAACCCCUUCAUAAGUGAUUUAGAAAAACAAAAGAAUUUAUAUGAUAGUGCCUCAAAAAACGGAAUAAGCAAAUCAAAUACAAUGAAAAUUGAAUUAGAAAAUAGGAUUGAGAAAAGUGAAAACCAAAAUGACUCUGAACUGGUUUCACACAUAUCUGCAAAUCUUUCUGAUAUGACUAACUUGGAUUGGACAGAAGAGGUCGAAAAAAACAUUAAAUUUGAUGAUGCCUGUGAUACUUCUACCUCUUUUUCUCAAAGUUUAAAAUCGACUAAUGUUCAAGAAGUCAAACCAGUAGAGUCUCGUGAGUCUAAAAGAAAUGCACGAUCUCGCCGCAGAGACAGAAGGAGCACUAGCCGAGGACAGCAAAAUACGGAAAAGAAAGAUCGUAAUAGAAAGGAUAGUAAUAUUAGUGUACAGCAUGAGCUUGAACGUAAUAGAAAAGACAGCAAUGUCAGUAUACAACAAGACUCUGCGGCAUUUGCUCUCAAACAACGCGAAAGGGAAAGACGCGAUAGUCAUAGAAGCAAUCGCUCUUCAACUAUCGGAAACAGCAGAGAUGAUUUGGAUCGAUGGCGUUCAUUACGAUCUUAUAGCCGAGAACAAAGUUCUGAAAGGAAAAUAGUUUCUCAAUGCAACAGUAGAGACACCUCUACUAACCGUGUCGGAUGUUCUAAAGAUAGUGAUGGAUUUAAGAUGCCAAUACCUACCAGUAAAGCUGCUACAUGGUCGUCAGCUGCUCAGAAGAAAGGGGACCCGAAGUGGAACGGAGGUCGUACACCCAGUGUCGAGAGAAAACAGUCGCCGACACCGAGUGUUGUAAGUGGGGAGGCGGGUGAAAACCCUGGAGGGGGCACUGGCGGAGGGUCGGGAGGCGCCCGUCGCUCACGCAAGCGCGCCGGACGUCGUCGCCGGAAUCCGGAAAACAUGCAGCCCGUCCCACACCCAGCCGGGGCCACCCCCGCGCCUACCAAUGUCAACUGGCGGGAAGAAAUCCUGGAAUCCAAGAAACACCAUCAUGGUGAUCGACAGACGGAAUCAACACAUAAUAGAAAUAGACUAAACAGUGUUCUAUCGGAAAAAUCUGUAACCGAAUCUGGUUCGCAACCUGGACUUUUAAUUUUACCGCAAAGCUCAAUAUCUCAUUUACAUAAAGAACAGGGUCGCGGAGCAAAUGCUGAAUCGCAAAAAUCCUUAUUUGACCAUCAGAAUCCGUCGAAACCAAUAAUAGUACAAGCUAGCCCAACAAAACAAGACAUGAGAAUGGAGCGAGGUGCGAAGGAGUGCUCGAAUCGUGUGAACGUGGGGUCCGGCUAUGAGGGCUCGGAAGCGUCCCGGGGGGUGCGUCAUGUGGCCUUGAUGCAAAAAGUGGACCGUGCUGAUGCCAUUCUCAAGAUGCACACGCUGCGUGGCCCAAUUGCUCUCGCAGCCAAUUGGCCUGACGUCAUCGAGACCAGGAUUUUUUUACAAAGCGCACUUCAGAGGCUUUUAAUGUCAGACUUGAAGUACUGCCAGGCAGAUAACAUUGAGCACCAGUUUUGGAAAAUUUUGUACUACCACUUUAUUGAAUGUUUGAGGAAGAGUGUUUCUCAAGUCACUCCAGAAGAGAAACCCGAGGUCGUUAAACUGAUUAACGUUAUUAUCGAAGAGGGAAAUAUAUUCUUCGAGAAUCUCGUGCAGAUGUUAGAGAAGACUUACAAAUUUAAUACGGACGAUUACAUAAACGAUAAUCACGUUUUGCCGCCUAAGGGCCUGGGUUAUGUUGGCUUGGCUUUGAUCUCAGUACAGAAGCUAUAUGUUUUUCUCGGUGAUUUAGCAAGAUAUAAGGAACAAGUAAACGAAACUAACAAUUAUGCUAAGAGCAAAUUUUGGUACACAAAGGCUCAGCAAAUAAAUCCUAAAAAUGGGAGGCCAUAUAAUCAGUUAGCAAUAUUAGCUAUAUACGCCAGAAGAAAACUAGAUGCAGUCUACUACUAUAUGAGAAGUUUAAUGUCCUCAAAUCCAUUUCAAUCGGCACGCGAAAGUUUGUUAUCGUUAUUUGAUGAAAAUAGAAAAAAAUACGAAACUGCGGAGCGUAAGCGUCGAGCCGCGGUGGAGACGUCCAAGGGAGUUGAGAGUGGUGGAGAGGGUGUGGCGCGCGGGCCGGGGGCGGGGGCGGGGCUGCGGCGCGAGGUGUGGGUGCGUCCGAGCGGCCACCGCACUACCACAUUGCGGCACGCGCCCGAUGACACGCUGCAAGCUAUGACACCCGUUGAGUUGAAUAAGAAUUUCAUCACCAGCUACUUACAUGUACACGGAAAAUUAAUAACCAAAAUUGGCAUGGAGACGUUUCACGAGAGCGCGGCGCAAAUGCUACGUCAGUUCCGCGCCCUAUUGCACCGCCAACCGCUGCCCACGCCCGCAGCCCGUCUGCUACAGCUUACUGCCCUCAACAUGUUCGCCGUGGAGACAACCGCCGCAGCGCUUAAAGGUAGCAGCAAUGGCGGUGAGCGGUCCGCAUGGCUCGACUGCUCGCUUGGUAUUUCGCUGCUCAUGUUCGGCGCGCUGCUUGAACGAUGCUGCGCGCUGCUGCCUGAGCCCGCUCACACGCAGCAGUACGCCGAUGCGUUGCUCUUAUUACCUGCUAUCAAGGUGUGGUCAGAUUGGAUGCUAUGUCAUAGUAGUAUAUGGAAUCCACCGCCAACGUUUGAUAAUUUCGAAAUAGACAGCGAUAACGACCCGUGGGAUUGGCUUGCGAAGCUUAUGAAUAUACUCGAAACUCUCGAUGAUAAGUCCAUCGAUUUUGAAAGCGAAAUGAAAGAAGGUUAUGUAUCGAUACGACUGCCAGAAGACUCGUCGCUGGCUGGUUUCACGCCGCUAAUGUACAUGGAGGCCGCUGCAGCGUGGUUGCCAACAGAGCCACCGGUAGCGCCGCACACAGCUGAACAUGUGCUCAGAACCAGGAAAUUGCUCUUUUUCGGUACCGAGUACCUUGUAGGAGUGGAGCCGCCUGUUUUGAAGUUGGAAUAUCCCACCGGAGCGCAACCUCGUUAUGUUAGCGCCGUGCUUCGAAGUGAACCCAAAUUUCCACCUUUGCAACAACUAUCGGAAAAUUCUGAAGAUGACGGCAGUACAAGUGGUUUAACAAGCGGUCCGACAAGCCUUAGUGAAGAGUUACCCGAAGGUGCAGAUGAAGCCACGAGAAAAUUGCUCCGCAGGAAAGAACUACUCGAAUCUAGAAAGGCGACGCUCGACAAACGUCGUCAACGAAUGCAGGAGAUGCUGAGCAGCGGCUGGGUGAGCGCGGAGGUAGAAGUGCGCCCGAAAUGGCUCGUGCCCGAUACCAACUGCUUCAUCGAUCACCUGUCGCUGUUGAGAGCCGUACUCGCCACGCCCGACCAGCCUUAUCAGCUCGCUGUACCACUCGUCGUGGUGUCGGAGCUGGAAGGAUUGCGGCGAUGCGUUCGGUUAGGCGACGCGGCGCGCGAGGCGCUGGCGUGGGUGAUCGCGGGAGGUGGCGGCAGUGGGGGGGUGCGACUGGCCACAGCGCGUGGCUCUCUGAUGGCGACGCGUGGCGUGGCCUUCUCCGCGGAAGAGGACCAGGCGCGCGCCACCAAUGACGAUCGCGUGCUUGCCACCGCGCUCAACCUGCAGGCCAACAUCUCAACCGACAAGGAUACGCGUGGCACAGAGGCCAGCGAACCAUUGUGUGUGCGCGAAGUGGUGCUUCUGACGGAUGACCGAAACCUUCGCGUCAAGGCGCUCGCGGCCGACCUGCCCGCGCGGGACCUGCCUUCGUUCGUGCAGUGGGCCGGCAUACACGCGGAACUACCACCGGACGCUAAAGCUACAACUGGUAUUAAUACUCCGGAAGUUUGAAGCAAUUCGACGCAAUACUUUGAGCCUAUUUUAUUAGUACAUAUUAUUGUUAUGAUUUAUUUGUAUUCGACGCGAAUUCAUUAUGAAACUAGUUAGAUUAGACACGAAAAAAAUUUUUAGUCGAUGUCGAAACUCGUACUCUGCAAUCGACAGGACGACGCAAUAAAUGCGUGACACUCUAGUGUAGGAAUUGAAUAGAAUAAGUAAAAAUAAUACACCAAUAGAUUUAUAUAAUAUUAAUAAAUUUUGUUAAGAGCUUUAGGAUUCCACCUCCGUGUUCCUGAGCCACAUUUUUCAUUGUUAAUUUUAUUUUGUCACUUUUUAAAUUUUUUAUCGUAUGUAUUAAUUAUAGAAUUUCAAUAACUUGGUGUUUCUAAGCUAUAUCUAUUUACUUUUUUGUAAUAUAGUAAGUAUACUUUAAUUUUUUAAAGCUAGGUGAUAUUUUUUUAUCAAAUUCAUUUUUGACAUCGAGGGUCUUACUACCUUCGCUUAAGGCGCUACUUUUUUAUAAGUACAGCUUUACAUGGCAUACCUGAACACUCCUAAAAUAAGGAUUUUAAUUAUUAUUCAGAAAAAAGAUCGUCAUUAAUAUUCAAAUAAUACUACUUUAAGCGAAGGAACUAAGCUCCAAUUUUCUUCUAUUUCUUUAUAAUUGUUACUAUACAUUUUAUUACAGUUGCCACUAAUCCUAUUUUUUUUUCUAUCGUGU
Pararge aegeria (speckled wood butterfly) is the source of this 5851-nucleotide messenger RNA. It is a transcript of the gene Smg6, whose product is annotated as telomerase-binding protein EST1A. Gene Ontology annotation, cellular component: telomerase holoenzyme complex. NCBI's taxonomy places the organism in Eukaryota, Metazoa, Arthropoda, Insecta, Lepidoptera, Nymphalidae. Gene Ontology annotation, molecular function: protein binding; telomeric repeat DNA binding; telomerase RNA binding. Gene Ontology annotation, biological process: nuclear-transcribed mRNA catabolic process, nonsense-mediated decay. The coding region runs from base 289 to 5142 and encodes 1617 amino acids. The record is from RefSeq and is a predicted model, not a curated record. The transcript has 24 exons.